GAGCUCACCGCUUUAAAUGUGAAGCAGGGUUUCAAUAAUCAGCCAGCAGUCUCUGGAGAUGAACAUGGUACUGCCAAAAAUGUCAACUUUAAUCCAGCUAAGAUUAGUUCAAAUUUUAGCAGCAUUAUUGCAGAGAAGCUGCGCUGCAACACGCUGCCUGACACGGGAAGACGGAAACCUCAGGUGAACCAGAAGGAUAACUUCUGGCUGGUGACAGCACGCUCUCAGAGUGCCAUAAACAACUGGUUCACAGAUCUGUCUGGGACUAAGCCCCUCACUCACCUGGCUAAAAAGGUACCCAUCUUUAGUAAGAAGGAGGAGGUCUUUGGUUACUUGGCAAAAUACACUGUUCCAGUGAUGAGAGCAGCCUGGCUGAUCAAAAUGACUUGCGCCUACUAUGCUGCCAUCACAGAAACUAAGGUGAAAAAACGGCACGUCAUUGAUCCCUUUAUCGAGUGGACACAGAUCAUCACCAAGUACCUGUCAGAGCAGCUGCAGAAGAUUUCUGAGUUCUAUAGGCAGCUCUCUGGGCAGGGUUGUGGUUCACCAUCUGGGCCCAUGCCGCAGGAGGUGGAGCACGCUUUGAAACAAUGGGACUAUAAUGAGAAACUGGCUAUGUUCAUGUUCCAGGAUGGGAUGCUGGACAGACACGAAUUCCUUACCUGGGUGCUUGAAUGCUUUGAGAAGAUACGGCCAGGAGAAGAUGAAUUGUUGAAACUGCUCUUACCUCUGCUGCUGCGGUACUCUGGAGAGUUCGUGCAGUCUGCAUACCUGUCCAGGCGCUUGGCCUACUUCUGUACCCGCAGGCUUGCCAUGCAGGUGGACGGCACGGGUGGGCACCUGCCCCACAUCCUAUCCGCACAGACGGGAGCUGCCCUCCCGUCAACACCCGCCCCUCAACCGGCUGCAGGAAAUCCUCCCCCUAGUCCCUUCAGUGACUUGCUGCUCUGUCCCCAACACCGCCCGGUGGUAUUUGGGCUCAGCUGCAUUCUACAGAGUAUCAUCCUGUGCUGCCCAAGCGCUCUGGUCUGGCAUUACUCCCUGACUGACAGCAGGAUAAAGACUGGCUCUCCACUGGACCAUCUGCCUAUUGCCCCCUCCAACCUGCCCAUGCCUGGGGGAAACUCGGCCUUCACCCAGCAGGUUCGGGCGAAGCUCCGUGAGAUUGAGCAGCAGAUAAAGGAGCGUGGCCAGGCAGUUGAGGUCCGCUGGUCAUUUGACAAGUGCCAGGAAACCACUGCAGGAUUCACUAUCGGCCGGGUUCUGCACACUUUGGAAGUUCUGGACAGUCACAGCUUUGAGAGAUCUGACUUCAGCAACUCUUUGGAUUCCCUGUACAACAGGAUAUUUGGGCUGGGACCAAGCAAAGACAGUCAUGAGAUCUCCCCAGAUGAUGACGCAGUGGUGGCCUUGCUGUGUGAGUGGGCUGUGAGCUGUAAGCGCUCCGGCCGCCACAGGGCUAUGGUUGUGGCUAAACUGCUGGAAAAGCGGCAAGCGGAGAUAGAGGCCGAGAGAUGUGGGGACUCUGAAGUUGUGGAUGAGAAAGGCUCCAUCUCCUCAGGUUCCCUCUCAGCAGCCAGCACGCCUGUCUUCCAGGACGUCCUCAUGCAGUUCCUCGACACUCAGGCUCCUGUGCUAACGGACCCAGCGAAUGAAAGUGAGAAGGUGGAGUUCUUCAACCUGGUGCUGCUGUUCUGUGAGCUGAUCCGGCAUGACGUCUUCUCUCACAACAUCUAUAUGUGCACACUCAUCUCCCGGGGCGACCUGGCCAUGGACUCGCAUGGGCCCCGCCCUCCCUCGCCCUUCGAUGACCCCGCCGAGGAGCAUGACCGAAAGGAGGGGAUGGGCAACAGUGGCAUCAAGCUGGAGGACACCGGCCUCUCGGAGUCCAUGGAUAUUGAUCAUAGCUCCAGCGUGCUGUUUGAUGACAUGGAGAAGACUGAUUUCUCGAUGUUCUCUCCUCCAAUGCACUGUGAGUCUAAGGCCAGCCCUUCCCCUGAGAAACCAGACCCUGAGAAGGAAGCAAAGCCUCUGCUAAAGGAAAAGGCUGCAGAAGGAACACUAGCAUCCCUGUACGACCAGCCCCGGCACAUCCAGUAUGCCACGCACUUUCCUAUCCCUCAGGAAGAGUCAUGCAGUCAUGAAUGUAACCAGCGGCUGGUGGUUCUGUUUGGGGUUGGGAAACAGCGAGAUGAUGCCCGACAUACCAUCAAGAAGAUAACCAAAGACAUUCUGAAGGUGUUAAACAGGAAGAGCACAGCAGAGACAGGUGGAGAGGAAGGCCAGAAGAGGAAGAGGAGCAAGCCAGAGGCAUUCCCAACAGCUGAGGAUAUCUUUGCUAAAUUCCAGCACCUUUCUCACUUUGAUCAGCACCAGGUCACCUCUCAGGUAUCUCGCAAUGUCUUGGAACAGAUCACCAGCUUUGCCUUAGGGAUGUCAUACCAUCUGCCUCUGGUGCAGCACGUGCAGUUCAUCUUUGACCUGAUGGAGUAUUCGCUCAACAUCAGUGGUCUCAUUGACUUUGCUAUCCAGUUGCUGAACGAGCUGAGCGUGGUGGAAGCAGAGCUGCUGUUGAAAUCUUCCGACCUAGUUGGCAGCUACACCACCAGCCUGUGCCUGUGCAUCGUGGCUGUGCUGCGGCACUACCACUCCUGCCUUAUCCUGAACCAAGACCAGAUGGCCCAGGUCUUCGAAGGUCUGUGUGGGGUGGUGAAACAUGGCAUGAACCGCUCCGAUGGCUCCUCAGCAGAGCGCUGUAUCCUGGCCUACCUCUACGACCUAUACACCUCCUGCAGUCACCUCAAGAGUAAAUUUGGGGAGCUCUUUAGUGACUUCUGCUCCAAGGUGAAGAACACAAUCUACUGCAAUGUGGAGCCCUCUGAUUCUAACAUGCUGUGGGAGCCCGAGUUCAUGAUCGACACCAUCGAGAAUCCAUCCGCACACAACUUCACCUACACUAACUUGGGCAAGAGCCUCAACGACAACCCGGCCAACCGCUACAGCUUUGUGUGCAAUGCACUCAUGCACGUGUGUGUGGGACAUCAUGACCCAGACCGAGUCAAUGACAUAGCUAUCCUAUGUGCUGAGCUGACUGGUUACUGCAAGUCCCUGAGUGCCGAGUGGCUGGGCGUGCUCAAGGCUUUGUGCUGCUCCUCCAACAACGGGACUUGUGGCUUCAACGACCUCCUCUGCAAUGUUGACGUGAGCGACUUAUCCUUCCAUGACUCCUUGGCCACCUUUGUUGCCAUUCUCAUUGCCCGUCAGUGCUUGCUGUUGGAGGACCUGAUUCGCUGUGCAGCCAUCCCCUCACUCCUCAAUGCUGGUGACGGUCUGCCUGCAAUGCAGUGCCUGGCUCAAAGGGUCAAGUACCCAGCAGUGGGACUCUGGGGCCCUGAAGCCCCUGCGCACAGGGAUGCAGAGCUGAAAGGCUCUGGCUUUUCCCACCCUGGAGGGGUGGAUGACCUUAUGGAAGAUGAGCUGGGUGCCAAGAAGUCUGCUGGCCGGACAGUGUCCAUAGAGACGGCCAGCCUGGAUAUUUAUGCCAAGUAUGUCCUGAGGAGUAUCUGUCAGCAGGAGUGGGUGGGUGAACGAUGUCUGAAGUCCCUCUGUGAAGACAGCAAUGAUCUGCAGGAUCCCGUUCUGAGCAGCACCCAGGCCCAGAGGCUGAUGCAGCUGAUCUGUUACCCACAUCGACUGCUGGACAAUGAGGAGGGAGAGAAUCCGCAGCGACAGAGGAUUAAACGCAUCCUACAGAACUUGGACCAAUGGACAAUGAGGCAGUCCUCGUUGGAGCUGCAGCUCAUGAUUAAGCAGACAGCAAACAAUGAGAUGAAUUCCUUGUUAGAAAACAUUGCCAAGGCCACCAUUGAGGUGUUCCAGCAGUCAGCAGAGACUAGCUCCGCUAACUCCACUGGAACUGGAGUCAACAGCCUCAGCACUGCGCCUGUGAGCACUGCAUCUGCCAGCAACAAAGUCAAACCCAUCCUCAGUUCCUUGGAGAGGUCAGGAGUGUGGCUGGUGGCCCCACUUAUCGCCAAGCUGCCCACAUCGGUGCAGGGCCAUGUACUUAAAGCUGCUGGAGAAGAGCUAGAGAAAGGACAGCACCUGGGGUCAUCGUCCCGCAAAGAGCGAGAUCGCCAGAAGCAGAAGAGCAUGUCCCUCCUGAGCCAGCAGCCCUUCCUGUCGCUGGUGCUGACGUGUUUAAAAGGACAGGAUGAGCAGCGAGAAGGCCUCCUUACCUCACUCUACAGCCAGGUCCAGCAGAUUGUUACAAACUGGCGGGAAGAUCAGUACCAGGACGACUGUAAAGCCAAACAGCUGAUGCAUGAGGCCUUGAAACUGCGACUGAAUCUGGUGGGGGGGAUGUUUGACACAGUUCAGCGCAGCACACAGCAGACAACAGAGUGGGCGGUGCUUCUCCUGGACAUCAUCAGCAGUGGGACUGUCGACAUGCAGUCAAACAACGAGCUCUUCACCACAGUGCUGGACAUGCUGAGUGUGCUCAUCAACGGCACCCUGGCUGCGGACAUGUCCAGCAUUUCUCAGGGCAGCAUGGAGGAGAACAAGCGAGCAUACAUGAACCUGGUCAAGAAACUCAGGAAGGAGUUGGGCGACCGACAAUCCGACAGCCUGGAGAAAGUGCGACAGCUACUUCCUCUUCCCAAGCAGACUCGGGACGUCAUUACCUGCGAACCUCAGGGAUCCCUCAUUGACACCAAAGGCAACAAGAUUGCUGGCUUUGACUCUAUUUUCAAGAAGGAGGGUUUGCAAGUCUCCACGAAGCAGAAGAUUUCCCCCUGGGAUCUGUUUGAGGGCCUGAAGCACUCAGCCCCCCUCUCUUGGGGCUGGUUUGGGACUGUGCGAGUGGAUCGUAAGGUGUCCAGGUUCGAGGAGCAGCAGAGGCUCCUGCUGUAUCAUACACACCUGAAACCCAAGCCCCGCAGCUACUACCUGGAGCCACUGCCACUGCCUCCCGAGGAGGAGGAGCCCCCCACACCUGUGGCCCUAGAGCCAGAGAAGAAGGUUGUAGAGCCAGCCAAGGCUGAUAAAACCAGCUCCAAUCCUGCCACCUCCACUGAGGAGCGCAAGAAGAAACCGAGCAAGAGCAAGAAACGCAACCAGCCUGCCAACAAAAGCGAGGAUUUUGUGUUGGGCCCUGGCCGAGGAGUCUCCUAUGGAGUUGGCAUGCCUGCAGACCUCAUGCAUCAUCAGGCUGGGAAUUCCAUGUCUAGACUGGCAUAUGGGCAGUCGCCAGUGGGUCUCUAUGCCCAGAAUCAGCCUCUGCCAGCAGGUGGCCCUCGGCUGGAUACCUCCUACAGACCUGUACGCGUGCCCCUGGGAAAGCUGGUGCAGAGUCGGCCCUCCUACAGUGGGGUGCUGCCUUCGGGGAUGAGUGGCAUGAUGGGAAUUGACCCUUCCUACAAGCCAGCAGUCUACAGACAGCAGCCUCCAGUUUCCCAAGGGCAGCUGCUCCGCCAGCAGCUUCAGGCUAAGCUGCAGGGCCAGGGAAUGCUGGGGCAGCCACCAGUGCGCCACAUGACCCCUACCCCUUCCUAUGGAGCCCUGCAGCCUUCCCAGGGUUACACACCUUACGUCUCCCAUAUAGGCCUGCAGCAGCAUCCCCCUCAGUCCAGUACAAUGGUACCUCCCAACUAUUCCAGCCAGCCCUACCAGAAUUCCCAUCCCAGCUCAAACCCAGCUCUCGUGGAUCCCGUCAGACAGAUGCAGCAGAGACCAAGUGGCUAUGUGCAUCAGCAGGCCCCCGGCUAUGGCCACGCCCUGGGCAACACGCAGAGGUUUCCUCAUCAGUCGAUACAGCAAGCGCCUAUGAUGAGCGGGAUGAAUCAUAUGAGUGCACAAGGGGUUCCAUCAGGAAUCCGACCCAGUCAGAUAUUACCUGAUCAGCAGCAGCAGCAGCAGCAGCAGCAGUACCUGAGGCAGCAGCAGCAGCAACAGCAGAUGCUGAGGCAGCAACAGCAGCAGCAGCAGCAACAACAACAACAACAGCAGCAACAACAACAACAACAACAGCAGCAGCAACAGGCACCACCACAGCAACAGCCACAGGUGUCCACAGUCCCUCAGCCACAAGCCCAGGGCCAGCCUCCUGGCCUGGGGAUGCAGGCUCUUCCUCCUCAACAGCCCAUUUUCCAGCGCCAGGGUCUCCAGCAGACGCAGCAGCAGCAGCAAACAGCUGCCCUGGUCCGACAGCUUCAGCAGCAACUCUCUAAUACACAGCCACAGCAGAACAACAAUCCAUUUGGACGCUACUGAGCCAUGGCACUUGGGCCCGAUCCAGAGGGAGACAUCACUGUGGACUGGAUACAGCCUCCCCCAGUGGGGGCUGUUCCCAACCCUCUGUCCCUGGGGCACCUGCCCAGGCGCCGUGUUCUGCAGCUGCCCUCCUUGGAGGGAGGGAGUAAUUUUUAUCAUACAGAGAAAAUGUUUUUACUCCGGUUUCUACAAAGGUUUAUGGAGAUCCCGUGUGAUUGGUAGUCUCCCCUCCCCCUUUGGUUUCAGUUUUUACUAAGUUUUUAGUAUUUUUGUUAAAAUAAUGAUUAAGACAUUGUAAGAUUUUGUACUUUAUUUAUACCAGAUGAAACCCUGUAUUGCAGACGUCCUCAAACAAAUACAGAGAGCUUACUUUG
This is a messenger RNA of Terrapene triunguis (Three-toed box turtle), 6647 nucleotides long. RefSeq names its product mediator complex subunit 12 (gene MED12). Bases 358 to 6273 code for a protein of 1971 amino acids. Gene Ontology annotation, cellular component: mediator complex. The record is from RefSeq and is a predicted model, not a curated record. The transcript has 42 exons. NCBI's taxonomy places the organism in Eukaryota, Metazoa, Chordata, Testudines, Emydidae. Gene Ontology annotation, biological process: regulation of transcription by RNA polymerase II. Gene Ontology annotation, molecular function: transcription coactivator activity; beta-catenin binding.